Messenger RNA from Gopherus evgoodei (Goodes thornscrub tortoise), 849 nucleotides. Its product is annotated as anomalous homeobox protein-like. Gene Ontology annotation, biological process: regulation of transcription by RNA polymerase II. Gene Ontology annotation, cellular component: transcription regulator complex; nucleus. Gene Ontology annotation, molecular function: DNA-binding transcription factor activity, RNA polymerase II-specific; RNA polymerase II cis-regulatory region sequence-specific DNA binding. NCBI's taxonomy places the organism in Eukaryota, Metazoa, Chordata, Testudines, Testudinidae. The record is from RefSeq and is a predicted model, not a curated record.
AUGUGUCUUGAUAGGGAGGGGAGUGUUUGUCUGGCAGCUCGCACAUCAGAUGCUGUUUCAUUGUUGCAUAAAAGAGGUGUCUGGACGAAUGUAAGCAUGAAGCGAUUCAUGGCGCUGCUUAGUAAGAAUGAAAACAAGGACCCUCCACAGGCCAAGCUGCUGGAUCUAGCAGGACAACUCUGUGGCGAUCUUCAGAGCGUGUCUCGCAGCCUGGAGAAGCUGGUCGAGGCAAUGAUGGGGUGCAAACUUCAGGAAUAUUUCCUCACCAACAUCAAUAUAGUCAGAGCCUGUGUGCUUGUCCUUAUCCACAAGGGACAGCAUGACACAGCCUGCAGACUCCUGGAGUGUUGCAGGAUGAAAGAGAAGAAGGAGCUGGUGAGACUUUGGAAUGAGAUCCACUACCACGAAGACAUGGAGAAAAACCACACAGAUUCCCUGACAUCGAUGCAGAAAUUCCGGUGCAGGAAGAGGAAUCCUCCAUCAGUUUCCCUCUGUCCUGAAGCACAACAGCAAAACUAUCCAAAAAAAGUGCUCAGAAUGCUGCGCAGAUUUGCUGCAAAUGUGACAAUGAAUCCAAACAUUGAUCAGCUGGACACUUUGGCUCAGGAUACGAACUUGAAGUCAGAUCAGGUCUAUUACUGGUUUGCCAAUUACCAUCGUCGUCAAAGAGUCCAGCUCAGGCGGCUGGAAAAGCUCAUCAGUUCAACCUAUGAGGAGCCUUCAACUCGCCAAGCAAAACAUCAGCCUGAUAGUAGAUCCUGCAUUCCACAAGCUGCAGGUUGGUCUCCUCCCAGUGGUCUUGGGAUGUGGUCCAGGCAAAUGGAAGCCUGUUUUAGGAUCACCUCUUGA